Messenger RNA from Colletotrichum navitas, 1241 nucleotides. RefSeq lists its product as uncharacterized. The transcript is spliced from 2 exons. The coding region runs from base 171 to 974 and encodes 267 amino acids. Lineage: Eukaryota; Fungi; Ascomycota; Sordariomycetes; Glomerellales; Glomerellaceae. The record is from RefSeq and is a predicted model, not a curated record.
UGUAGCUGGCGGCAUCUUCUCGCUUUGCUCUCACUCUUUGCAAUUGCCCUUUCCCCUCACCACCCAUCAUCGCUUGGCCGCCUGAUUGCGACACCUCUCACAAGCUACCUCUCUCUCUCUCCAUCCACUUUUACCUUGCAACCCUCCACCCCCCGAACACUCUCAUCAAAAUGCGCGUGUCCGCCACUACCAUUCUCGCACUCCCGCUGCUUGCGACAGCAGCAGAGUCACCCUUUGAGCAGUACAAGGCGCAGUUCCAGAACUUCUUGAGCUCCUUUGGCGCGUCCGCUCCUAGCGCGGAUACACCUGCCGCUGCUGCACCCAACGGCGCCGCGCCCGCUGCGACGCCCGCCAAGAAGAUCUCCGUCCUGACCAUCGAGAACUGGAAGGAUGUUCUCCACGAGCCUGUCAAGGCUGAGGCCACAACCCCUGAGGAGUGGUGGGUCCUGAUCACUGGUGGCAACAAGACUUGCUUCGGCCAGUGCGAUAAGAUCGAGACCGCCUUCAACGAGAGUGCGACAAAGUUCGCCAAGCUUCCCGAAUCUCCCCAUCUGGGUCUUCUGAACUGCGACGACCAGCCCGUCCUCUGCAACGGCAUAUCCGCAGGCGCCGCGUCCAUCUGGUCUGUCGGCAUGUUGCCUGCUGGAUCCGAGAUCGACAUCUACAGGAAGCGCCUCAACGUAACAACCACCACCUCGGACGACAUUAUUGAUCUGUGGAAGAACAAGUCCAAGGAGGACUGGAUUCUGACGGAGAACAUCUUCCACCCCUUUAACAGCUUCGUUGGCAAGAACAACCUGACCCUCCCCGUUGGCUACUUGUUCUGGGCCUUUAACCUUAUCCCCAACUGGCUUUUCAUGCUCCUCGUCUCCUUUGGCAGCCGUACUAUCAUGAACCGCCGCAUGAACAACACCAUCGACCGCCGCCAAAACGCGGCUGCUGGCGCUGCCCCCGCAGGCAGUGCUGCGCGGUAAAGUGAGCGAACUGACCGGUGGAGGAGAAGCUACAAGGCACGAGGCUACGGUUUUUGGCGUACCGGGAAAUCUACGCAAAUCAGGGAAGCGGCUGAGGCCCCAGGUCAUUUGGAUCAUGCAAUGCCAAAUUAGUAAUCUUUAGUUGAUCAACUUUUUCCGUCGCACGCCUCUUGUACGCUUUUGAGACCUUGAAUAACGUCUUCCUUGAGUUUGGGGUUGGAAAGACGCCCGUAGCGCAGAUCGCUCAUGGUGCCGACUGUCUGUUUG